Molecule: messenger RNA, 1835 nt
Organism: Ceratotherium simum simum (southern white rhinoceros)
Lineage: Eukaryota; Metazoa; Chordata; Mammalia; Perissodactyla; Rhinocerotidae
Gene: SIRT2
Product: sirtuin 2
Cellular component (GO): nucleus
Molecular function (GO): histone deacetylase activity, NAD-dependent; NAD+ binding; transcription factor binding
Source: RefSeq, a predicted model, not a curated record
AUGUCUGCCCCUCCUGUUUCCGGUGCCGUCACGGGACAGAGCAGUCGGUGACAGCUCCUAGGGCCCCCGCCCCGCGUCCAUGGCCGAGCCGGACCCCUCUGACCCUCUGGAGACCCAGGCAGGGAAGGUGCAGGAAGCUCAGGACUCAGACUCAGACACUGAGGGAGGAGCGGCUGGCGGAGAGGCAGAGAUGGACUUCCUGCGGAAUUUCUUCUCCCAGACGCUGGGUCUGGGCACCCAGAAGGAGCGUCUGCUUGACGACCUAACCGUGGAAGGGGUGUCCCGCUACAUGCAGAGCGAGCGCUGUCGCAGGGUCAUCUGUUUGGUGGGUGCUGGAAUCUCCACGUCCGCGGGCAUCCCAGACUUCCGCUCCCCGUCCACGGGCCUCUAUGCCAACCUGGAGAAGUACCGUCUUCCUUACCCAGAGGCCAUCUUUGAGAUCGGCUACUUCAAGAAACAUCCAGAGCCCUUCUUCGCCCUGGCCAAGGAGCUCUAUCCUGGGCAGUUCAAGCCGACCGCCUGUCACUACUUCCUCCGCCUGCUGAAGGAGAAGGGGCUGCUCCUGCGCUGCUACACGCAGAAUAUAGACACCCUGGAGCGAGUGGCAGGGCUGGAGCCCGAGGACCUGGUGGAGGCCCACGGCACCUUCUACACAUCGCACUGCGUCAGCCCCGUCUGCCGGCGCGAGUACACACUAGGCUGGAUGAAAGAGAAGAUCUUCUCGGAGGUGACUCCCAAGUGUGAGAAAUGUCAGAGCCUGGUGAAGCCUGACAUCGUGUUCUUCGGCGAGAGCCUCCCAGCGCGUUUCUUCUCCUGCAUGCAGUCGGACUUCCUGAAGGUGGACCUCCUCAUCAUCAUGGGCACCUCCCUGCAGGUGCAGCCGUUUGCAUCCCUUGUCUGCAAGGCGCCCCUGUCUACCCCACGCCUGCUCAUCAACAAGGAGAAAACUGGCCAGACUGACCCUUUCCUGGGAAUGAUGAUGGGCCUUGGAGGAGGCAUGGACUUCGACUCCAAGAAGGCCUACAGGGACGUGGCCUGGCUGGGUGACUGCGACCAGGGCUGCCUGGCCCUUGCUGACCUCCUCGGAUGGAAGAAGGAGCUGGAGGACCUUAUCCGGAAGGAGCAUGCCAGAAUAGACACUGAGUCGGGGUCAGGGAGCCCCAACCCCACCACUUCAGCAUCCCCCAGGACAUCCCCACCGCCCGCCAAGGAGGAAGCCAGGGCCGUGGAGGCUGAGGAACCCCAGUGACAGCUGCUUCCUCCGGGCAGGACGCCCAGCUCCUUUGGGACAGCUGACCCCCCACCAGCCCUGGCCUCCUCUAACCUUUAGCUCUUGUCUGGGAAGCUCAGAACAUUUCCUCAGUCUCUUAACCACUCCCUCCAAAAACGGGGGUCCCAGACCCCCUGACCCCGGCAAAUCUCUAACAUUUCCUGGGGGCCGAGGCUUGGGCAGCCCGGCUCUAACACUCAAAGCCUCUAACCACCCCUAGCCGUGAGGCCCAGCCUCCCCUAAUCUCUAACUGCUCCCAGGGGCCGGGGGGGUGGGGACCUGCAAACUUCUAACUGUCCCAGGAUCCCACGACAGGGGGCCCGGGGCCCCCAUGCUCUCUACUGCUCCCAGGGGGCUGUGGCCAAGCAGACAAAAUCUAACCAUCCCUGGGUGGGGUGUGGGCCCUGCAAACAUAACUCACACCCAGUGGGGGGACCCCCAGUCCCUGCCUCAACUCCCAAAGUGAGUGCCAGGCCCCCUUCCCUCAGGACCCACUUCCCAUUUGGGGAUGGACAGAGGUGUUCCUUAUUGGAGAGAAAUUAAAAACAAAACAACAACUCACAAU